Lemur catta (Ring-tailed lemur) is the source of this 2747-nucleotide messenger RNA. RefSeq names its product leucine rich repeat LGI family member 4 (gene LGI4). The record is from RefSeq and is a predicted model, not a curated record. Gene Ontology annotation, biological process: neuron maturation; myelination in peripheral nervous system. Bases 570 to 2186 code for a protein of 538 amino acids. Gene Ontology annotation, molecular function: protein binding. The transcript is spliced from 9 exons. NCBI's taxonomy places the organism in Eukaryota, Metazoa, Chordata, Mammalia, Primates, Lemuridae.
CCCUUGGUGGCCCCUCCCCCUCCCAUAGGGCCAUCCAGUCCCUUCCCCAGAGCCGCUCUUCCUAUGUCCUCUGACCCCCUCCUCCUUCCUACCCUGCUUUGCUGGACGCACCGGGUGCCCAGCGAGCCCCAUUUCCCGAACCUCCAGGGAGCAGGGGCGUGGGAGGAGGGCAAACUGCCGGCAGGGAGGCCCAGAAUAAAGGCACCAGACAGAGGACACACACAGGCACACGCACACAGGCCACUGGACGGACAGAGACCUGAACAGACUGGAAGAUCGACAGAGACAGAGAGACAGACAGAGACAGAGACAGAGAGAGGGGGGGAAACUGACCAACUCACAGAGUCAGAAUACAAAGAGACACAGAAAGAGGGAGAGAAAGAGAAAUGGAGAAUUAGACGCCGACGAGAGAUACCGGGAGGAAGGCAGCCCAGACUGCGGGGAGGCCCUAGAAGAGGAGGAGAAGCCAGGCCGCGUCAGGGGGGAUGGAGGGGCGUCCGGCAGAGAUGUAGCGCUGGACGGGCCGGGCGGGUGGGCAGGGGAACAGCUGCCUCAGCCGGGGUGGGGGCAUGGGAGGGACAGGCGUUCUGCUGCUGCUGCUGCUGGCUGGGGUGGGGGUGGGGGUGGCCUGGAGACCCCCAAAAGGGAAGUGUCCUCUGCGCUGCUCCUGCUCCAAAGACAGCGCCCUGUGCGAGGGCUCCCCGGACCUGCCCGUGAACUUCUCCCCGACCCUGCUUUCACUCUCGCUCGUCAGGACUGGAGUGGCCCAGCUGAAGGCCGGCAGCUUCCUGCGCACGCCGUCACUGCACCUGCUCCUCUUCACGUCCAACACCUUCUCCGUGAUUGAGGACGAUGCGUUUGCAGGCCUGUCCCACCUGCAGUACCUCUUCAUCGAGGACAACGAGAUUGGCUCCAUCUCCAAGAACGCCCUCAGAGGACUCCGCUCCCUCACACACCUAAGCCUGGCCAAUAACCACCUAGAAGCCCUCCCCAGAUUCCUCUUCCGAGGCCUGGAAACCCUGACUCACGUGGACCUCCGCGGGAACCCGUUCCAGUGUGACUGCCGCGUCCUCUGGCUGCUGCAGUGGAUGCCCACGGUGAACGCCAGCGUGGGGACGGGGGCCUGCGGGGGCCCCGCCGCCCUGGCCCACAUGCAGCUCCGCCACCUCGACCCCAAGACGUUCAAGUGCAGAGCCAUAGAGCUGUCCUGGUUCCAGACGGUCGGGGAGUCGGCGCUGGGCGUGGAGCCCUUCUCCUACCAGGGGGAGCCCCACGUGGUCCUGGCACAGCCCUUUGCCGGCCGCUGCCUGGUUCUCUCCUGGGACUACAGCCUGCAGCGCUUCCGGCCUGAGGAAGAGCUGUCCGCGCCGUCGGUGGUGUCCUGCAAGCCGCUGGCGCUGGGCCCCAGCCUCUUCGUGCUGGCCGCCCGCCUGUGGGGAGGCUCGCAGCUGUGGGCCCGGCCCGGCCCCGGCCUGCGCCUGGCCCCCACGCAGGCGCUGGCCCCUCGGCGGCUGCUGCGGCCCAACGACGCCGAGCUCCUGUGGCUGGACGGGCAGCCCUGCUUCGUGGUGGCCGACGCCUCCAAGGCGGGCAGCACCACGCUGCUGUGCCGGGACGGGCCCGGCUUCUAUCCGCGCCAGAGCCUGCACGCCUGGCACCGGGACACGGACGCGGAGGCCCUCGAGCUGGACGGCCGGCCCCACCUGCUGCUGGCCUCGGCCUCCCAGCGGCCCGUGCUCUUCCACUGGUUUGGUGGCCGCUUCGAGAGGCGCACGGACAUCCCUGAGGCCGAGGAUGUCUACGCCACACGCCACUUCCAGGCUGGUGGCGACGUGUUCCUGUGCCUGACACGCUACAUCGGGGACUCCAUGGUCAUGCGCUGGGACGGCUCCAUGUUUCGCCUGCUGCAGCGACUUCCCUCCCGCGGUGCCCAUGUCUUCCAGCCUCUGCUGGUCACCAAGGACCAGCUGGCCAUCCUGGGCAGCGACUUCGCCUUCAGCCAGGUUUUCCGCCUCGAGCCUGACAAGGGGCUCCUGGAGCCGCUGCAGGAGCUGGGGCCGCCGGCCUUGGUGGCACCCCGCGCCUUUGCCCACGUCACCAUGGCCGGCAGACACUUCCUCUUCGCCGCUUGCUUCAAGGGCCCCACGCAGAUCUACCAGCACCACGAGAUCGACCUCAGUGCCUGAGACCCUGGAUGCGGCUCGGGCUGCGACUGCCUAGGGCGCCUUAGGCCUCCGGAUGCUUCUGUGGCUGGCCUCCUGGCCAGGUCCUGCGAGAUACUGACCACAGGCCAAGGUCAUCAGCCACAGGUCUAGGCCUCAGCCCAUGGGACCUUCCAGGCUGCCCUUCGAUCUGAAGCAGCACCUUGGCCGGGGCUGACACCCCCACCCGAGGCAACUUGCAGGCUCCGGGGGGGCCCUGCACAGAGCCAAGUGUGGAGUCAGCGCCCCUCCCCCGCCUCCCUGCUCCCCAGGAAAGUCCUGGGAAGGGGACAGCGCUCUCUCCCUCCAACCUGGGAAGUGGAGGAGCACCCGUCUCACUGACGCCCCCCUGCACGGCACCGCGGGCCACCUCCUGCCGCUGCUCCUGGGCACCCCUGCUGCUGCUGCUGGUGCGGAGCCAGGGCCACUCCUCCUGCCCUUGGCCGCGAAGGGUGGGACCUGGGGAGGUGUCUCCGGAGCCCCGGGCACCCCUUCCAGAUGGGCGAUGGGGGCGAGGGCAAAGUGUAUGGUUCAAUAAAUGCUCUG